UGCUCAUACCCCGGAUGUUGAUCAAUUCGACUCAUACGACCAGACCGCAUUCGAACUCUCAUGAGCGCUACGGGUAUCAUCCUUUCAGAACACCCUUCUGACUCAAGCCUGCCAAUGGCGACCCUACCUUCACUCCCCGAGGAUCUUAUCCGACUCAUUGCCGAAUGGAUUGUGUGCGACGACCUCGAUCGCGGAUGUUUAGUGUGGGGCGAAGAACAGAACGCAUACCGGCUUCUCCUCCCACUUUCCGAGUCCUGCAAGCCGCUGCGAGCGUACAUGAAACCACUGAUCUUUAAAACUCUGCACAAUUGGAAUAUAGAUGGGGAGUCGGUCUGGCCAAAGGACAUAUGGUCGCAUGUGGUCACUGUCAAGCUCAGGGACCAUGUGGCUCAGGAUCAAGCUGUCCUGAAAGUUACCCAGGACGUGUACACCGCCCUCACCCAGAUGCCUCUGUUGACGAAUGCGAUCCUACGGUACAACUCGGUCGUGCCACCAGCUGCUCUGCAAAGUCUCGGUGCUGUCACAAACCUCAAGACCCUUGAGAUACACCAAGCACGCCUCGACGGCCUGCUUCUGUCGUCCCUGUCCUUCCCAUUGCUUGAGAAGCUCGUCGUGACUAUCACCGGUUUCAGAGGGAUCUCGCGAGCAAACGAUAUUGACCGUGCGGCCGAGCGAGCCAACGUCGGCCGUCUUCUUCGUUGUGUGUCCCGCAACCUCACGUUCCUCCAUCUCUCGGGUGACCUGAUGCCUGUCGACUUUGACGAGAUUCGCUGGCCAAGAUUGCAGAGCCUCGCUGUAUCGGAGCACACUCCAUCGAGGCACCUGUUGGUCCCUGUGCUUACGGCCCAUACGCCGAGCCUUCGUGAUUUGCAAUUUCUGUACACAGCUGACAUGUCCCGAGGACCGGAAGAGCUGCGCCCGCCCUUCGCUUAUGGCGAUCCGACUCGUGGAUCGUUGUGUCACAUCUUACCUCGCCUCACUGCUCUUUCUCUGUCCAAUGUCAGCGACGACGACCCGAUCUUCUCACAGCUUCCCGAGUCCUUGAACGCUCUGCACAUCCAUGCUCGUUGCGACCCGCAUUAUGGACUGGACCAUGCCGACCUGCCUAAACCGGCUGUGGCAGCAUUAUCCAACGGCUCAGCCAUAUGGCUUGUCAAGCGCCUUUCACAUUUGACGAAUCUGGCCGAAUUCACCAUCUCUGGGGACAUAUUCCCGACGGCGCCCCUGUUGGAGACGAUUGCAAGCCAUUUCCCUAAUCUGAUCUACCUCGAGACGUCUCGCGCAAACUAUCAGCGGCGUCGCGAUGGACAGGACUUCACCGGUCGAGAGACACGAAAUGACGCCGUGCUCACGGCGCUGACUCGUUUCCGCCGACUUCAAACUCUGAAGCUCACAAUGCACACGGUUAGGCUUUCCCCCAGAAGCAGCCGGGAGCAAUCGGAGACCUAUGAGCGGUUGUUCGGCGGCAUUCCAUCCCUGGAAACUGUUCAUCUUCCCUGGUUUUCUGAAUCUCCCUGGGCUCCCUGGGAGAGUCCCGAUCCUGUGACCUGGCUUUCAUACGAUAGAGAAAGGAUGGAACGCUCAGCUUCCCGAAAUACUCAACCAGCACCCGUGAAGAUCAUCCUCUGAAUCUUGCCAUGGGACUUUUCUACCGACGCCGUUUGUCGUUCCUGUAGAUGCCAUCUCACCGGUUGUAUUUGAUGACAGAACGUUGAUUCAGUGACGAUCGAGAUUUCGAGCUCUCUCCCGUAUGUUUAGGUCCGGUCUGGUCUACAGCCCCGAGACGCGGAUGCAUCGUCAUGACCCUCCACACCAGUUUCGACAAGACGUGUCCCCAUCAUGCGUCAGGGAACUAAGCAAACCGACCCGGACUGUCUGGCCUUCCGCGAUGGGUUGUUUCCCAUGUCCGCCGACUGCAAUGCUCGAGUUACAGUGGCCGCGCUAUCGCCCAACAGAACGUUUGCCAGGUGAAACCCAGCGCAGUUUGGAGUUGGCCAAAGGGUGUCCCACGAUCGAUAUAUCCAUGACGUUCACGUAUCCGGUGCUCUGAGCUUAGCGCCGGGAUAUGCAUUGGCAUGGGCCCCCAGAGCAGUGUCGGCCACGAGUGUCCCUUGUAGCCGCAUGUACGCACUUUUUUCGGUGUUGUAUGAGUAAGGAACAUGAUCCGCG
Molecule: messenger RNA, 2169 nt
Organism: Mycena citricolor
Lineage: Eukaryota; Fungi; Basidiomycota; Agaricomycetes; Agaricales; Mycenaceae
Source: the annotation of a GenBank genome assembly